This is a messenger RNA of Lacerta agilis (Sand lizard), 1650 nucleotides long. It is a transcript of the gene C14H7orf57, whose product is annotated as chromosome 14 C7orf57 homolog. The record is from RefSeq and is a predicted model, not a curated record. NCBI's taxonomy places the organism in Eukaryota, Metazoa, Chordata, Lepidosauria, Squamata, Lacertidae. The transcript is spliced from 10 exons. Bases 15 to 887 code for a protein of 290 amino acids.
GCACUUGCUUCAGGAUGCUCCGAGGUAUGAGGAAUACAAAUAAAGAGCCCCGUGGAGCCUCAAAUCGAUACGCACCAUGUGAUUGGUACUAUCACGUGCCACUCAAGCGAUCAGAGGAGCCGGUUAAUUCUGAAGCUCAACAGCAGCCUACAUCCCAGAUCCCAGGUCUCGGUGAUUUUGGAGAUCCUCACAGUGAGAUUACAUUUGGGGGGCGAAGGAAGUGGAUUAAAGACACUGACUCGGAAUAUGUAAAGCUGGCAAAACAAGGAGGCCGACCUGACUUGUUGAGACAUUUUACACCUACUCCACGGAAAGUGUCUCUGGGGUCUUAUGGUGCACCCGAGUGGUAUACACAUCAUGGUAAACCACCAGCAGCAGCAGCAGCAACAGAUGAGUCGAAGCCUCGAGUUUCAGCUAUGCCAGACUACAUGAUCCAUGAGGAGUUUAAGGCUGAUCAACCUGCCAGCUAUGAGCCUAAAAGAGGGCCUUUUGAUUUUGAUAUGAAAAGUGUUUGGCAAAGAGAUGCUGAAGACAAAGAGAACAAAGAGAAAAGAGAGGAAAAUGGAGUACAAGUUGAGGGCUCUCCAGGCAGCACAAAAGAAGAGAUAAAGCUUCCUGCUAUAACGCCAAGAUACCCACACAGAACACCACAACCUAUUGCAACUAAAGAAUUUCAUGGAGGAAACCGGCUCUACUUCCCUCCAAUGCCUGCUCACAAAAAAAACGAACCUGUAAACUUCAGCAAACUGAUCAGCAGUGGUUAUGGAGAUGAGUGGCUUCAGCAGCGUGAUGACUGGGAGAAAAAGAACUCGCAGCCUAAUGAUUCUCUUCCUCCUCCAAAUUCAGAGACAUCCCAGCCAGAAUCAACACAAACAGACAAUGAGUAAAAGCAGAUACUUCAUAGAAUUGUCAAAAUUCUCACUAUUUCAAAACGGCACUGAGUGCAGAAGACUAUAAUAGAGCUUAGGAAGCAGGCUUCAAUAAUUAUAUGUUGAUGUGUUAGAUUAUGUGUCUUUUUAACCAGGAUAUUUAAACAAUGGACCACAUUCAUCCCUGUUGGUUUUUCUGUUUGUUUCAGUAAGUUUCAACUGACAUGAGUUUGGUCCAAUAAUUACCCCAGUAAGUUUUUAAAGCCUGGAUGCUUGCUUCUGCUAUUCAUGCCUCUGUCUGUAUCUGAACCUGCUUUCUGCUCCUGAUACCACUUUUCACCCACUUCUACCAAGGUUUGCCUUGUAACCUCAUGUUCUAAAGCUACGUGGGCUGCUUGAGAGUUGGUGAACAGUAGCAUCCCUGCAGUCACGGGACCUGGUUAAUGGAUGCUUUGCUACUAUGGUGUUGCACUACUGAAGAGAGUGUGUAGUGGAACAAAACACUUGAGACCAGUUUGAGCAACAUAAACUUUGCAAAGCUGAGUCUUUAUUUUUCUGCUUCCAAGUGUUGAAUGGGGUAAGUAAAAAGCCAGAUUGUUGUGAUGUUUUAUAUAUUUUGAACUUGUAUGUAUAUUGGCAUUGAGAUUAUUCAGGAGGUUGGAUUGAAAUGAUAGUUUUCAACACCAUUCUCAUUUUGUUCUGAUGUAUACCUCGCAUCAUAUAAACUUGCAUAUAUACUUGGAAUUCUGUUUGAAUAAACAUCAUAAGAGAGUGAUAACAA